GCGAAGGGUAAAAGCAGCCGCCCCUCCUCCUCCUCCUUCGCUGCUGGCGCGCUGCCCCCCUGGGCCCGCGCUCGCCGCGCCGCGCUCGGGCCUGCGUCGCUGUGCGGGAGGGGGACGGGCGGGCGGCGGCGGGGACCAGGUCAUUGUUUAUAAUGUAGCUGCAUCUGAAGAAGUACAAAGUGGCUUUGUGUCAUGCUGACUAACAACAUAGGGCAUCAUUUCAUGGUACGUCAAGCAAUGAUUCCAAGAAACCUGAAACCGUUUCCCUACAUUUGUGGCAACAGAAUGUUGUCGGGUUACAAACCUAAAAGCAACAUCAAGGACUCUUACAAAAUUCUUGAGCUCGAGGAAGGAUGUUCCCUUGAUGAUAUCAGAAACUCAUAUCGAAGUCUUGCCAAAAAAUACCAUCCAGACAGCGGUUCUGCCACAGCUGAUUCCGAAGCAUUUAUGAAAGUAGAAGAAGCAUACAGAGUCGUGCUCAGUGAUGUGGCAACCAAAAAGAAAUCAAACGAGAAUAAUGAAGAGGAGGAAGAUCAGUUCAAAUCAAAAGCACCACAGCAUAGGCACUACUUGAGUUUUGAAGGCGUUGGUUUUGGAACACCAAGCCAAAGAGAAAAGCAAUACAUGCAAUUUCGAGUAGACCGUGCUACUGAGCAAGUGUUGGAGUACCGGAAGCAAAGACUUGAAAGCCAGUAUGCUGCGACUGACCUAAUGAAAGCCAAAGAUGUGAGGCAGAGCAAAAAGGUGAAAAUAACUCAGGCAGUUGAGCGGUUGGUUGAGGACCUCAUCCAGGAAUCGAUGGCAAAAGGAGACUUUGACAACCUCAGUGGCAAAGGAAAACCUUUGCAGAAAUUUUCAGACUGUCCACAUAUCGACCCUAUGACUCACAACUUGAACAGGAUUCUGAUAGACAAUGGAUACCAGCCAGAGUGGAUCCUGAUGCAGAAAGAAAUACGGGAAACUAUUGAGCGGUUAAGGAAGAAUAUAGUGGCAUCUAGAAGUAAGCUUGGAGGGCCAAUGACACCAUAUAGGCAAAAGCAAUGGAAUCAUAUUUGUGAGCAAUUUAUAGAAGAUAUCAGGAAAUUAAACAAAAGAAUUGACAACUUCAAUUUAGUUGUUCCUAUUCUGAGCAGACAAAUGGUACACUUCAGUGCAGACAAAGAAAUUGUUAGAGCACAAAAGACCUAUGAAGCUUUGAUGGAAAACAGAGAUGCUUCUAAUUCAGACACAAAGGAAAAUGAAGAAAAAAAUGUUAAAAGCUUUGGGUGGAAGUCUUCUCUAUUUAAGUGGUUAAACCUUACACUGAAAUAAGCUAAUACUAAUUCAUCUGUCUCGUCAAGAUUUUGAAUGCACUUUAUUAAUUAAACUUGUAGCACUAGAGAAAUUUCAGGUACACUGAAAAUGUAAAAUCCAGCUGUCCACUCUUACACUAGUUAAAAAGAAUUCAGUUGUCUGAUGUGCAUUUGCAGGUGCUUAAUUGAUGUAUUUGUUAAUAUUGAUAAGGAACAAAUAAAUUCAGUUAUCCUCUUGCA
This is a messenger RNA of Harpia harpyja (harpy eagle), 1532 nucleotides long. It is a transcript of the gene DNAJC28, whose product is annotated as DnaJ heat shock protein family (Hsp40) member C28. The record is from RefSeq and is a predicted model, not a curated record. The coding region runs from base 193 to 1311 and encodes 372 amino acids. The transcript has 2 exons. NCBI's taxonomy places the organism in Eukaryota, Metazoa, Chordata, Aves, Accipitriformes, Accipitridae.